Messenger RNA from Galeopterus variegatus (Sunda flying lemur), 1688 nucleotides. RefSeq names its product beta-site APP-cleaving enzyme 2 (gene BACE2). The transcript has 9 exons. Gene Ontology annotation, biological process: amyloid-beta metabolic process; membrane protein ectodomain proteolysis. The coding region runs from base 130 to 1449 and encodes 439 amino acids. NCBI's taxonomy places the organism in Eukaryota, Metazoa, Chordata, Mammalia, Dermoptera, Cynocephalidae. Gene Ontology annotation, molecular function: aspartic-type endopeptidase activity. Gene Ontology annotation, cellular component: membrane; endosome; trans-Golgi network. The record is from RefSeq and is a predicted model, not a curated record.
CUCAGGGUGGCCGCGGCCACCUGCCGCUGGGCUUCGCCCACCCCCGGGCCCGGGGCCCCCGCCGCGCCCGGCGCCGACGGCCUAGCGCUCGCCCUGGAACCCGCCGGGGGCACAGCCAACUUCUUGGCCAUGGUGGACAACCUGCAGGGGGACUCUGGCCGCGGCUACUACCUGGAGAUGCUGAUCGGGACCCCACCUCAGAAGCUGCAGAUUCUCGUUGACACUGGAAGCAGUAACUUCGCCGUGGCAGGAGCCCCGCAUUCCUACAUAGAUUCAUACUUUGACGCGGAGCGGUCCAGCACAUACCGGCCCAAGGGAUUUGAUGUCACCGUCAAGUACACGCAAGGGAGCUGGACGGGCGUCGUUGGGGAGGACGUCGUCACCAUCCCCAAAGGCUUCAACAGUUCUUUUCUUGUCAACGUUGCCACUAUUUUUGAGUCAGAGAAUUUCUUUUUGCCUGGGAUUAAAUGGAAUGGAAUCCUUGGGCUUGCUUAUGCCAUCCUGGCCAAGCCAUCAAGUUCUCUGGAGACAUUCUUUGAUUCCCUCGUGACCCAAGCAAGCAUCCCCGACGUUUUCUCCAUGCAGAUGUGUGGGGCGGGAUUGCCCGUAGCUGGAUCUGGUACCAACGGAGGUAGUCUUGUCCUGGGUGGAAUUGAACCAAGUUUGUAUAAAGGAGACAUCUGGUAUACCCCUAUUAAGGAGGAGUGGUAUUAUCAGAUAGAAAUUCUGAAAUUGGAAAUCGGAGGCCAAAGCCUUAACCUGGACUGCAGAGAGUAUAACGCAGACAAGGCCAUCGUGGAUAGUGGCACCACGCUGCUGCGCCUGCCCCAGAAGGUGUUUGAUGCGGUGGUUGACGCUGUGGCCCGCACAUCUCUGAUUCCAGAAUUCUCCGAUGGUUUUUGGACUGGGUCCCAGCUGGCAUGCUGGACGAAUUCCGAAACACCCUGGUCUUACUUCCCUAAAAUCUCCAUCUACCUGAGAGAUGAGAACUCCAGCAGAUCGUUCCGUAUAACUAUCCUGCCUCAGCUCUACAUUCAGCCCAUGAUGGGAGCAGGCCUGAAUUAUGAGUGUUACCGAUUCGGCAUCUCUCCUUCCACGAAUGCGCUGGUGAUCGGAGCAACGGUGAUGGAGGGCUUCUAUGUCAUCUUUGACAGAGCACGGAAGAGGGUGGGCUUUGCGGCAAGCCCCUGUGCAGAAAUUGCAGGUGCUCCAGUGUCUGAAAUUUCCGGGCCUUUCUCAACAGACGACGUAGCCAGCAACUGUGUCCCUGCCCAGUCUUUGAACGAGCCCAUGUUGUGGAUCGUCUCCUACACUCUUAUGAGCGUGUGUGGGGUCAUCCUCCUUAUCUUAACCAUCCUGCUGCUGCUCCCAAUCCGGUGUGGACAUCUCCCCCGCGAUCCCGAGGUCGUCAACGAUGAGUCCUCUCUCGUCAGGCAUCGCUGGAAAUGAAGAGCAAGGUCUGAACUCUCGCAGCCUCAAACCCAGCUAUUAAGAGAAUCCCAUUUUGAGGGCAGCAAGCAUGGGAUCUAAGGCAAGGCUUCUUCUCGGGUCCUUGAGGCUUAUUUCUGUUCUGCUCCCAGAUGCCUUCCAGAUUUACUGUGCUUUGAUUCUUGAUUUUAAAUCUUCCAAUUCUUCUUCCUUACUUCCAAGAAAAAUGGUAAUAAAGACCACUUCAUUCUAAAUCACAA